AUGCCGCUGCUGACGCUUCCCCUGGUGCACAAGAAGAGCAGAAGAGCGAGUGCUGAACACCACGCAGGUUCUAGCGCUGCAUCUAGUCCGCUAUCGCUCGUUAGACUACGUCGGCUCACUUCGAGCGCCUCAUUGCUUCAGGUACCCAGUCAGCGCGAGACAUCUCACAGCACAUCUGUCCAGCUUGCUCGCCAACGGCACACUAGCCUCAACGUCCUUGUAGACGCGAGACCUCCAGUCGAUCAUUCUGCUCGCACCCAAGCCAUCGUCAACGACGAUCAGGCCAAAUACAUUAUGGCAACGCCUACCUCAUCCGCGUCCGCCUCAUCCACCGAGCUCCCGACCCGCAUGAGCACCUCUGCUGUCGCUACACCGAGCGGUAUGGCUGCUGGUCCGCUGGCUAUGCAGCGUACGCGGUCUCACUCCGGUGCGCCCGCGCCACCUGCCUCACCUCCCAUCCCGCCUGGAUCUCCCAACUCUCAAGGCAGAUUCAAUCUGAGCCUGGGUACGCUCAUGUCUCGUCGGUCGAGAGGGAGCGCCGUUCCACCGCUUUCACCCGGCUCGGUCCUGCCGCGAAUGGCGACAAGGGAUGAGGGUGUCGUCUCACAAGAUUGGCUGCCCGGCAGUCCUUCACAGUCGGGCGGCGAUAGUCCAGGCACGAGCGCGCGAUCCGGCUACGGUUUUCCGACACUGCGCAGACGCAACAGUCGCAGGCAGCAGACGAGCAGUCAGGGUUCCGCAGUAGGCUCGAAUCCACCGGGCCGACCUAGCUCGCCUUUUACAGCCGGUAGUGUUCCUUCAGCCAGCCCGCUUCAGAACUUUGCUUCCCGGUCCAGAUCGAGUAGUCAGCCGCCUGCUCCUGCUCCUGGUCUCGUCUCCGCCCUGAAUGAGUCGACGAGCUCUGUGCGUGCCAGCGCACCAACAGGUGGGCUCAGAACUGUCAUCAGUACGCUCACGCGCCCGACGCCGGCUCGUAGCCCGUCUUCCAACCUCCUCGCGUCUGGAGUGACGGGUGAGGACAUGCUGAUGGGUACAUCCGAACUCGAUCGACCAGCCCUAUUGGCGCCUGCAAAUUCUGUCUCGGAUGCGGUCGAGCCUGCUGCAUCGACGCGGUAUUACAUCCGAUUAGUACCCAAUAUUGACUCGACACGCUCCUUGCAGUUUGAACCCAUCACUCGUCAAGUUUCGCCUGCGCUUCCUGUCAAAAUUGGUCGAUUCACCGAUCGGGGGACAAACGAUGCCAGCUAUAAUCCAAAUUUGGAUGUCCAUUCCCGCAAGAUCGCAUUCAGAAGUAAAGUCGUCUCGCGCGGUCAUGCCGAGAUAUGGUGCGAUGGCACCGGUGCCUUCUGCAUCAGAGACACAAAGUCGUCUUCUGGCACAUUCCUCAACCAUAUCAGGCUUUCAGGACCUGGGCUUGAGAGCCGGGCCUAUCCACUUCGCGACGGCGACAUGUUACAGCUCGGCGUCGACUACCAAGGUGGCACCGAGGAGAUCUACCGAUGCGUCAAGAUGCGUGUCGAGCUCAAUCGUGGCUGGCAAAGAGGCGCCAACGCUUACAACGUCAACGCGCUGAAGCAGUUGCGUGCCCUGCAAGCUCCAGCGGAAACGCAUGCCGUUGCUACAGGCACGACCAGUGCCGCUGCUGUUUCGAACGUCAAGUCAAGCGGCGUGACUGAUUGUUGCAUAUGUCUAUAUUCGGUUACGGUGUGUCAGGCGCUGUUUAUCGCGCCUUGCUCCCACUGUUUUCACUUCAAGUGCAUCCGACCGCUUCUCGUGCAACAUCACCCAGCAUUUUCAUGUCCGAUCUGUCGCACAUUUGCAGAUCUCGAUGCGGACGUAGAGGUGGACGACGAUAUACUGGGCAUGAUGGACGUCGACGGGGUGGUCGCUACACCUUCGCAAGAGCGCGAAACUGAGAUUCUCGCCAUGCCCAGCAUGCCUCUUGAACGGCCACCGCCCCUCGAUAUGUCUCGGUCAGCUGGCGCGGCUCCGUCGCCUGUCGACGUCUUUGUUGCCGAUGCAGAUCAUGCGGCGGUACCCAUCUCGGGUCCAGACGGUUCAGCCAGCUCUGUCAUGAUUGUUGGGCGCACCUCACGGCCAGGCUCGAUCCGCGAAGCCCAGGCGCCCGGCUUACAGAUGACGACAAGCUCGCCUCAAUACUCGCCGGAUGGCCAGACUCGGCGGCCUAUCGCUCCUUUGCGGUCCUCCAGCAGACCAGAGCACAGUGUCUCAUCUUCCGGGCCAAGGACGCCCGAGUCGCUAUAUGAGAAUGCGAUCACACACAGCGUACCGCCAUCACCGCCGGCAGGAGAAGAUGCCGGCGACGCAAUGACGGACGUCAAGACGGAAGAAUCAGCUCAGCCUCCUGCUGGCGUACUAGGCGCACUGAUCAGUGCUGUCACUGGCUUUACGGGUAAUAUAGAAGCUAGCUCUUCGACCAGCGACUCGAGCAUGUCAUCGCAAGACGCUCUAGCACCCAAAGACGCUGCAAGUUCUUCGCAAGGUCGCGUUGCUGUUUCUCUCAUGUCGGCGACCGUUGCAGAGUUCUCAGAGGUGCUCAAUGCUGAGCAGUAUGUAGAUCUGGCAAAGCUGAGGAGCUACGCUCGACACGGCGUGCCUCUCGAGAUCAGGGGCGAGGUCUGGCUGUAUCUGCUUGGCGUGUUUGACGCCGACCGGACAAAUGAUGUGACUUCCAUCAGAGCUAAGCUUGCGCAGUAUGCCGCCAUGGACAAGGACCUUAGCGAUCACGCCUUGGUACGAAGGAUACGGGCAGAAGCGACCCGAUACUAUCAUCGCAGAUUCCACACUCGCGAUAAGCUCGGCAGGCAGUCGAGCACGCACGCUCGCACUACUCCGGUGCUCCCUCGCAUCGCUCCGCCGCAAAGUGUCCCUGUGCCCGCACUGGAGCCGCAGGGUGACCAGAUCGACUUUGAGACGUUUGUCCAAGUCAGCGAGCACGUAGUGGCUACGUUCCUCAAUCGCAGUGUUCAUGCGGGCUACUAUCCUGGACUGGUCAGUAUAGCCGGCUGCCUGAUCCAGACACUCAAGACCGAAGCGGGCGUCUACUAUGCGUUUGAAAAAGUGGCGAACAUGCUCGACGGAUUGUUCGAGGUGCUCGCGAUGCCUUAUCGCGUCUCUCAUUUCGUGAUGCUACUGCGCACUUUUCUGCCAGAGCUAUACAGCACCUUCGAAGAGGAAGAAGUCGACGUCAACGAGAUUGCAACUCUGUGGUUCUCGAACUUGCUGUCCAAAGAGCUGCAGGAUACCGACGAUCUCAUGAGACUGUGGGACGCCUAUUUUUCGCUCGAUCCUUCCAAUGGCGACCUGCUCGACUUUCAUGCUUUCGUCUGCCUAGCGAUCCUGUCGACGCGAAAGGAAGAUCUCGAGGAGCUUGAUCAGUCAGAAGCACGCAGCUUGCUUCUGAGCCUGCCUUCACUCGAUGUCGAGCGCAUACUGGCAGAGGCAAGCAGCAUGCGAUUGACGUUUGUCUCUCUUUCUCGGACGGAUCGACAGGACGAAGAUACAGCGGUGCCGUACUACUGA
Molecule: messenger RNA, 3543 nt
Organism: Mixia osmundae IAM 14324
Lineage: Eukaryota; Fungi; Basidiomycota; Mixiomycetes; Mixiales; Mixiaceae
Exons: 5
Coding region: 1-3543 (1180 amino acids)
Biological process (GO): mitotic spindle assembly checkpoint signaling; negative regulation of septation initiation signaling; ubiquitin-dependent protein catabolic process
Cellular component (GO): cell division site; cytosol; mitotic spindle pole body
Molecular function (GO): ubiquitin protein ligase activity; protein binding
Source: RefSeq, a predicted model, not a curated record